Molecule: messenger RNA, 2007 nt
Organism: Cydia pomonella (codling moth)
Lineage: Eukaryota; Metazoa; Arthropoda; Insecta; Lepidoptera; Tortricidae
Product: mitochondrial thiamine pyrophosphate carrier-like
Exons: 1
Coding region: 216-1181 (321 amino acids)
Biological process (GO): thiamine pyrophosphate transmembrane transport
Cellular component (GO): mitochondrial inner membrane
Molecular function (GO): thiamine transmembrane transporter activity
Source: RefSeq, a predicted model, not a curated record
GCAACGAAUCAAAUGGCGUUUGAAUGAUAGUGACAUUAUUUGAUUUGACAUUGACAGCUAUCCAGUUUGUAUUGUUUUGAAGGUCGAAAAAUGAUAAAAUAAUAUUGAAAAACUACGUUAUGGUCUCAAUUUGGGCUUAAAAAGUGUUAUUUUAAGAUUGUAUCGACAAAUAUUGGUUUAGUUUGUGUUAUAAGACCCAAGUUUAGAGUGUGGUGAUGGUACUCCUACUACAUAAACAUGAAUCCAAAGUUACCGCAUUUCAAUCUGCACUUGCCGGCGGAGGAGCCGGUGCUUUCACAAGAGCAGUGGCACAGCCCCUGGACGUGUUGAAAAUUAGGUUCCAACUUCAACUGGAGCCAAUAAAACAAGGUUCUAAAUAUAGCUCCGUAUUUCAAGCCUUAUCGUCUAUUGUGAGAGAAGAGGGACUGUCUACGCUUUGGAGUGGUCAUAUACCGGCGCAGUUACUAUCUAUAACUUAUGGAGUAUUGCAAUUUACGACGUUCGAAGAGCUUACGACUGUGUGCAAACAUGCAAACCCUGAAUUUUUCGAUACCCAUAGACACGCAAUUAUUUUUUCUAACGGCGCUGUGGCGGCGACCUUAGCAACGGUGCUUUCCUUUCCUUUCGAUACUGUGAGAACUCGGCUAAUAGCUGAACAGAAGACUCAAAGAGCCUACAAAGGAUUCACUCAUGCAUUCAAAACUAUGGUCAGGACAGAAGGGUCUGCAGCAUUAUUUAAAGGUUUAAUACCCACUUUAGGGCAAAUCGCGCCCCAUGCUGGUAUCCAGUUCGCUGUUUACAAGCUUUUCACAGACAAUAUAUUGACUAAACUGAAAUUCUUUCAAAGAGAUACUCUCGCUGGGACAGUAGAGUCAUCUCUGUUAGCAAAUCUAAUAUCAGGAUCAAUUGCAGGUUUUGUGUCAAAGACUGCAAUAUAUCCCUGUGAUUUAGUGAAAAAACGGCUACAAAUCCAAGGCUUCCAACAAUACAGGACGAGCUUUGGUAAACAAAUGUAUUGUAAUGGUAUAUUAGACUGUAUUAAGCUGACAAUAGUUGAGGAGGGGUUCCUGUCUCUGUACAAAGGCUACUGGCCCAGUAUGCUGAAAGCUGUGCUUGUGUCAGCACUGCAUUUUGCUGUUUAUGAUGAAAUAAAACACCUACUGAUGAAUGCACAGACUUGAAAAGUGACACAUAGAACACAGUUCUAAAAUGCUUAUUAUUUAUACACAUCACUCAUAGUUAUUUAAGAAAAUAAGAAAAUAGUUGAAAUUACUCUUUAUAAUGAAUCUUAAAAUAUAAUACUCUGUAUCUAUCAUAUGUAAUUGUAUUUUUUGGCAACAUAGAAUAAUGAAUAGAAUCAGGCUUUACUUUGCGGAAAUUCAAAGCAAUUAACGCAAAAAAUGUUUUUGUAUUUUCUUUUUUGUCUUGGCAUAAAAAUAAUCGCUAUCACAGUGCAAUCUCUAUAAUCUGGCACUUCAAUAGUCCGGUAUACCCAGUAAUCGGGCACUGAAAUUGAGGUACAAAUCAUCAUUCUAUGUCCCAAUUUACUAUGUGUUUCCUUUAUCACACUUCAAUAUCUUAAUAAAUGGCUAAGUUCCUGAUAACAGUAGAAUUUUCUUUGAAUUUAGUAUUUUAGUAAAAUGUAAAGCCUCAACAAAUUCUUACAAUGACAUAUAUGUAUAAAAAUGGGUCAAUCUGUAUGAACAUUUCCAAAGUGACCUUUCUCUUAAAUAAUACUGCUAUCACUUUAGUGUUAUUUUAAUAUAAAUAUGUUACUUGUUGUUAUCAUGACCAGGGGGGACGGGGGGCAGUGCCCCCUAAAUAACAAAAUUUCUAAAUGUGUAUUCCCCUCCCCUGCCCAUCAGAUGGCGACGCCCUUGUGUUGUUAUUUUAUUAUGUAGCUCAAUAGACGUAUGUAUAAUAUGGUUGUAAUAUAUAUAAUAUCUAGAUAGAGAAACCUAAAAAACUUAAGUAUUAAUUUGAAUAAAACAAGUGUAAAUAAAAGAA